AGGGCAAAACCCUUCCAACAGGGAGCAAAUACAAGGAAUAUUUCCAAACCUAACCCAUCGUAACGCCCUGCAUCCACCCCUUGUGUAACACCCUCUGGCUUUAAGUGUCUUAUACAAGCCUUUACUCACUCAGUACUGAGCUGUGCCUAAGCUGGGAUUGAUGGAGAAUCCAAUUUAGGAAAACACUCCUUGAUGAAGAAAGCAUGAAGCAAAGAGGAAUUUUUGCACGGACGUUUCUGUGUGACGAGAGCAGUAACAGCAGGACUGUCUCUGGGAGGGCUCCCGGGGCACUGCAGACCUGUUGGCAUGAGAGGGGAGACCUGAUUCAGCCCUGAGCAUCCAAGCUGGCUGUGGUUGAGGAUUAUAAGAGCUGUUUUGAUCAGGGGAAAAUUUCUGUUUUUAGCACAGGCAGCAAUUAAAAUAGCUCGCGAAUCUCAACGCCUCGGGGAGCUGUCAUAAAAGGAGGCAGAAAAUCCGUCUUCUGGACUCCUCUGCAGCCAGAGAUGAGCCUGGAGGCAGCAGAGGAGAAGAGAGCUUGAGGUUCACCUGGUGAAAAAGAACAACCCGAGACCUCGAGUCAGAUCCGCUGCUUUGAUCCCGAGAUGGCUGUGGAGGAUCUCCAGGCUUCCAGCACCCCUUUCUCGCUCUCCUUUUCGGGCAGUGGCUUCCUGGCCCUGUACCAGGUUGGGGUGGUGCAGUCCCUGCUGGAGUUGGCUCCCGAGCUCCUCAAGUCUGCCUGCAAGGUCUACGGCUCCUCGGCCGGGUCGCUCAUCGCUGCUGCCGUCGUGUGCGGCGUCGGCCUCGAUGACCUAAAGGAGUUUUUCUUUGCACUGGCAACGGAAGUCAGGAAAACCAUCCUGGGCCCCCUCUCUCCCAAGUGCAGCUUGCUGGCCAAUCUCAAGGCUGUCCUGCAGCGGAUGCUGCCGGAGGAUUCCUACCUGCUGGCCUCGGGGCGGCUGCACAUCUCACUGACGAGGGUGGUGGAUGGCCAGAACGUCAUGGCCUCGGAGUUCAGCUCCAAGGAGGAGCUCAUUCAGGCUCUCCUCUGCAGCUGCUUUCUUCCAAUUUACUGUGGAUUCAUCCCUCCAUCCUACCGAGGAGUGCGCUACGUGGAUGGAGGCUUCACAGGCCUGCAGCCCGUGUCCAGCCUGGAGGAGCCCGUGAUCACCGUGUCCCCGUUCACCGGAGAGCUGGACAUCUGCCCCCGCGACUGCCCCGCCAUCUUCUUCUGCUUCCAGAUCUUCAAUGGCAGCAUCCAGAUCUCCAUAGAGAACCUGUGCAGGAUCAGCUACGCUCUCUUUCCACCCAGCACCAUGGUCUUGAACGACAUUUUCUCCCAGGGGUACCAGGACACUGCCCUUUUCCUGUACAGGAACAAUGCCUUUGGCUUUAACUACUUUGAUGGCAAUUUCCGCUUUGGCAGCACCUGUGGGAAGAAUGACUCUGGAAAACCCAACGGGACACACCCCGGCCUGUACAAAAGGGUCCCUCAGUGCCUGACCCCUUACUUCCUGCCAGGCUUGUGGAAGAAGGAGCAGGUGAAUGGACUGCAGGACCCACUGGCGAAGGUCCUGCUGCAGCCGUACAGGCUCCCAGCCUUAUUCAGGAAGGGGGUGAAGAAGGUGUGGGGGCUGCUGGAAGGUGUCAGCUUCCUGGUACAACGACUCCACAAGCUCCUCCAAACCUUGGUGCCUGGUUUGCCUAAGACAGCCAUGGACAGGAGGAGGUAACAAGGAUUGUCCCAGCAGAGCCCUGGGGGUCUCCAGCACUGUCUCAGAAUGUGGUGGGCAACACCAGCACACACCAGCAUGGCUGCUGGUUCUCAAGGGGAUUUUUGGGGAGUAUUUUUUCUCUUCAGAACCUGUCUGGUUCUGCCUGCAGUGCUGCCACUGCAGUGCCCCUGCUCAGGCCUCACCUGCUCUUCCAUGAUGGCUGAGGCAAAGCUCCGGGGCCACUCCUGGGACUCACCCCAGGCUGCAGGGGCCAUGGGGCAGCUUCACCUGCAGCUCCCACAGCCCAGCCCUUUCCCUGCCCACUCCAUCUCCUCCCCACCAGCAGCAUCCCUUCCCUGCUUCAAUGCAGAUUACAGGGCAGGCAGUUGCCAGGAAAUGCCCAGUUUUAAGUGUUUUCCUCCCACUCAAAUACCUCCAGAGAGAUUCCUCAGGAGAGAGAAAGAGAGAGAAAAGCUGUAGGGAGCAUCAUACCGGGCAGGAACUAAUUUUUCUACAGUUCCCGGAAGUUUUUUUACCAAUUAUCAAUUCUUGAGCUUCACACCUCCCCACAGCCCUGCUUCUCCUGCCUGUGGAGGUGGGAGUGCAUUUGGAUGCCCCUGGAACUUGCAGCUGUGCAGAAGGAUGGAGAAACCUAAAGAUUAACUUCUCCCUAUUUCCAAGUCCUGCAGGCUGCAUCUCCUGACAUUUCAUAAAUGCAUGAGUUCUGCAGCUGUCUGUAACUCAGGGCCACACACAGAGCACGGCCCAGGCAAACAAACCCUGUGUCACUGGUCUGCACACAGAAUUAAUGGCAGUGCUCUUAAUUAGCCCAAAUCUGUGCUGCAUAGCAGAGGCCGUGGAUGGCCCCAGCUUUGUCUCCCCUGUGUGCUGGUUCUCAACAGGAAACAAAUGGAUCCCAAUAGCAGCAGCUGUUUAUUAGAGUAAAGAGCCUGUUUAGUUGCACAAAGGGAAGUGGAACAGAGGGCAGUUUCAUCCAAAGGGCCAUAGAGACUGCACGAACAAAUGUAGGGAGUAGCUGAAGGCAGCUUUGAUGUAACCAGCCUCAAAGUUAACUAGGAGUGCUGUGUGAAAGAACAAUAUCCUAUAUUCUGCCAUCUUUGGCUGAAAUCAGUGAUCUGGUAAUACUUUCUGUGGAAUGAGUUUGCUAAAAGAAACCUGGAUUCUUAUUUCACAGAAUCAUUAAAUGGUUUGGGUUAAAAGGGACCUCAAAGCUCAUCCUGUUCCACCCCUGCCAUGGCAGGAACACUUUCCACUCUCCCAAGUUGCUCUAAGACCCAUGAAACCUGGCCUUGGACACUUCAAGGGAUUCAGGGGCAGCCACAGCAGCUCUGGGCACCCUGUGCCAGGGCCUGCCCACCCUCCUAGGGAAAAUACUUUCCCAAUAUUCCAUCCAUCCCUGCCCUCUGGCAGUGGGAAGCCAUGGAGCCUUGGCCUGUCCCUCCAGUUCCUGAUGAGGGGUCCCUCUCCAGCUUUCUAUUGUAGCCCCUUCAGAUCCUUGGUGGGGCUGUGAGGCCUCCACACAACCCUCUCCUCUCCUGGCUGAACAGGCCCAGCUUUCUCAGCCUGUCUCCAUAGGGAAGGUGCUCCAGUCCCCUUAGAACUUCCUGGCCCAUUUUGAUGGAUCCUGUUUGCAUUGGAUCCUGUCUGCUCCAUCCAUCCUGGAUGGAUUUACAGCUCUCAAGCCCUGCAGCCAAAGCCAGGCUGCUCAGCUGUUCCUGCCACAGGGCAAAGUGGAAGGCUCAGAGACAGCCAGCCCUCCCCAGGCAGGCACAAUCAGCCCAUCAUUUGCUUUUGCACCUCUGCUCCCUCCCACUUAUCCAACAGCUCCUUCUCCAGGCUGCUGCAAGCACCAUCCCCACCUCCAGGCAGGAAUUUGCCAUUUCAGUCAGCCUGAAGUUCAAUAGUUACCCUAUUGAAACGGGCAUUAAAAUCCCCCCAAGAAAAUUCUCAUCUAGGAAUUGGACUUCCCAAUCCAUUAAAUGCAUCUGCAAACUUCAGCCACAAACAGGAGCACAGUUUGAACUGCCCAGUGUAUCCCACCUGCCCCAUGCAGAGCUUGAUCAAAAACAAUUAGUAAAACUUGGAGAACUUUAACAACAAUCAUUCUGCAAGGAACUCCCAAACUAAAAUGGUCUCAGCACAGAACCCUCCUGCUCCAAACCUGCAGGAAUGAGCAAGAAAUGAGUACUUAACAAUUUAACAAUUCAGUAUUCAAAUCAGCUGGGUUUUGCUUUAUUAAUCUCUCAUCUUUUCAAGCAAGCAUGGCUGAUGCUGUCUCCUCUUGGAGACAUGAGCUUGGAGCUAAUGGCAACCAAGGUUGUGUCAGAGGCAAUAGAUAGAGGCAAAGCUAGGCAUUGAUUGGAAUCAUCUUGUGCAGGAGCUUGUUUCACCCUAAGGAAACAAAGUGGGAAGCCCAGCUGCACCAGUGGGGAUAGGAGCAGCCUGGAAUGCCUCCUCUAGAGGUGGAUCAUGGGAAUCAUCCAGGGGCUGUGGCCCUGCCUGU
Parus major (Great Tit) is the source of this 4236-nucleotide messenger RNA. RefSeq names its product patatin like phospholipase domain containing 1 (gene PNPLA1). Gene Ontology annotation, biological process: triglyceride catabolic process; lipid homeostasis. Gene Ontology annotation, cellular component: lipid droplet; cytoplasm; membrane. The record is from RefSeq and is a predicted model, not a curated record. The transcript has 9 exons. NCBI's taxonomy places the organism in Eukaryota, Metazoa, Chordata, Aves, Passeriformes, Paridae. Gene Ontology annotation, molecular function: triacylglycerol lipase activity. Bases 603 to 1730 code for a protein of 375 amino acids.